AUGACCCAGGCCGAUAAAAGGUUUCGGAGCCAGCGCUUUGAGAAUGAGGAAACAGGCCUGUGCCCGCAGUGUGAAAUUAGGGCUCGUUCUCCACACGUGAAUAACUCAGUGUUUUGUUUCUGCUGCCGGACUAUAGAAGCUCUGUCUUAUGUUUACCUUUUAUACUUUUUCAGGUGCACAGAUAAAGCAGCCGGUAAAGAUCCCAAAGAGGAGAAGGAAGAGGAGGAAGUCUCUGGUGUUCUCAGCCACGGCUCGCUCGUCAGCACGGCCAGGCCCAGCAGAAGCUGGCGCAGUAGCAGAUCGGCCACUGCUGCCCGCCGGCGUGAAACCGAGAAUUCGCGUGCCUCCAGAUCCAAGACUGGUUCCCUGCAGCUCGUCUGCAAGUCGGAACCAAACACGGACCAGCUUGAAUACGAGGUCACAGAAGAGCAUCAGUCUCCAGCUGGAAUCAGUGAUGACGAGGAGGAGAUGCUCAUCAGUGAGGAAGAAGUUCCCUUCAAAGAUGACCCCAGAGAUGAAACCUACAAGCCUCACUUAGAAAAGGAAGCCCCGAAGCAAAGGAGAAAAGCCAGCAAGGGCAAGGAGGAAAAAGAGAAGCAGAAAGAGAUUAAGGUAGAAGUGAAAGAAGAAAGUGAGUUUCAGGAAGAUGAAGAACCGCCGAGGAAGAGAGGAAGGAGGAGAAAGGAUGACAAGAGCCCAAGGCUGCCCAAGAGGAGGAAGAAGCCUCCAAUACAGUAUGUCCGCUGUGAGAUGGAAGGCUGCGGCACAGUCUUGGCUCACCCACGUUACCUGCAGCAUCACAUAAAGUAUCAGCACUUGCUGAAGAAGAAAUACGUGUGUCCCCAUCCCUCCUGUGGUCGGCUUUUCCGGCUCCAGAAGCAGCUCCUGCGGCAUGCCAAACACCACACAGAUCAAAGGGAUUAUAUCUGUGAAUACUGUGCCCGGGCAUUCAAGAGUUCUCAUAACUUGGCAGUGCACCGGAUGAUCCAUACAGGCGAGAAGCCCUUGCAGUGUGAGAUCUGUGGGUUCACCUGCCGGCAGAAGGCUUCCCUGAACUGGCACAUGAAGAAGCAUGACGCGGACUCCUUCUACCAGUUCUCCUGCAACAUUUGUGGCAAGAAGUUCGAGAAGAAGGACAGCGUCGUGGCCCACAAAGCCAAGAGCCACCCAGAGGUGCUUAUCGCUGAAGCGCUGGCUGCCAACGCGGGUGCCCUGAUCACCAGCACCGACAUUUUGGGCACUAAUCCCGAGGCCAUUGCGCCGCCCACCGAUGGCCAGGGCCUCCCCCUUCUUCCCGACCCCCUGGGAAGCGCCGCCCCAGCAGAUUGCCUGCUCGCUAACCUCUUUGUGGGCAGCGGCAGCAGUAGCAACCCGGAAGGGCUGGUCAUGAACACAGAGAUCCUGGGAGCCACCACAGAGGUGCUCAUUGAAGAUUCAGACUCCACCGGACCUUAG
Struthio camelus australis is the source of this 1455-nucleotide messenger RNA. The record is from RefSeq and is a predicted model, not a curated record. NCBI's taxonomy places the organism in Eukaryota, Metazoa, Chordata, Aves, Struthioniformes, Struthionidae.